AUGACCUCGUUUUGGGCACCCGUGCCAAAGCCAUCAUCUAGGCUAGCGCGAUAUCGCGCAUUAUCCCCUCAUGCGGGCGUUCAUUGGGAGAAAUUUGGGAUGGGUAGUAUGGACAAGAUAUCCUCAUUCAAGCUCCUCGACGCCUUCUACGAUGCUGGGGGGAACUUCAUCGACACUGCCAAUAACUAUCAAAAUCAAAGUUCUGAAGAAUUCAUCGGAGAGUGGGCAGAGGAACGGGGGAUCCGUGACCAGCUCGUGAUCGCUACAAAAUACACGACCAAUUACCAGCGCGGUAACGACGCCAUUCGCCAGAAGGCAUCAUAUACCGGUAACAACGUCAAGUCGAUGCACCUCAGCGUUGAGGCCAGUUUGAAGAAACUGAGGACUUCAUAUAUCGACAUUCUGUACGUGCACUGGUGGGACUGGGAUACUUCCGUCGAAGAGGUCAUGAACGGUCUGCAUGUACUGGUGCAACAAGGGAAAGUGUUGUAUCUCGGCAUCUCAGACUCUCCUGCUUGGGUCGUGUCCAAGGCGAACCAGUAUGCUCGGGAUCAUGGAAAAUCACCGUUUGUGAUCUACCAAGGUGCUUGGAACGUCAUGCUUCGGGACUUUGAACGAGAUAUCAUACCAAUGGCCCGCUCCGAAGGUCUUGCACUUGCCCCUUGGAAUGUUCUUGCCGGUGGAAAAUUUCGAACCGACGAAGAAGAGGAGCGCCGCCGACAGACAGGAGAGAAAGGUCGCAUGCUCAUGAAUACCAACUGGGAACGCAACGAGACGGAGAGGGCGAUGAGCGCAGCAUUGGAGAAGGUCGCGAAAGAAGUUGGUGUUAAACACAUCACAGCUGUGGCCAUUGCAUAUCUUAUGCAGAAGACGCCCUAUGUGUUCCCGAUUAUUGGUGGGCGAAAAGUGGAGCAGCUGGAGGCCAACUUGGAGUCUCUGGCGAUUUCGCUAACACCCGAGCACGUGAAAUAUUUGGAGAGCAUCAUUCCUUUCGAUCCUGGCUUCCCCUCUUCAUUCAUCGGUGAUGGCAAGCAAUACAAUUUUCUAUUGAGCAAUACUGCAUAUUUCGAGAAGCAGCCGCAGGGAGAAACCCAUAGUUCCAGAUGUUGAUUAGUAUGGCACUGCUUGUAUAUGAUAUCCUCAAGAAGUUAUGAUCAUAACUGUCACAGUGUGUCUAUUACCGUGUGGCUCUAAUGUUUGCAAAAAUAUUCCUCGUUU
Messenger RNA from Suillus discolor, 1218 nucleotides. Its product is annotated as NADP-dependent oxidoreductase domain-containing protein. Lineage: Eukaryota; Fungi; Basidiomycota; Agaricomycetes; Boletales; Suillaceae. The record is from RefSeq and is a predicted model, not a curated record. The transcript has 7 exons. The coding region runs from base 1 to 1110 and encodes 369 amino acids.